AUGGAGGGCCAUGUCGGAGACCAGCCCCGCGAAUUCUUCAUCAGGUUGUACAAGCCAGUGCACGGUCGCCUGCGUCUCCCCACUCUGUUCGCUCGAGAGAUGGAGCUCGACCCACCACAGGCCUUGAGGCUGCAUAUGAGGGGUUGCGGGAAUGGCAGCAUGCGGGUCGAGGUCGACUUCCCCGCCCCUCACGUCAUGUAUCUCCGCCGCGGGUGGAAAAUCUUCGCCCAUGCCCAUGGCCUGCCGGAAGGGCUCGUUCUCCACUUUGCAUUGACGGAGAGCGGCCUGCUCUCCAUCAAGGUCUUUGGGCGCUCGAGAACUCGCCUAAGGUGUUGUGUGUUGAGCUCCACUGACAACGAAACCUCCUCCUCGGGCGAGAGUGACGAGGUGGACAGCGACAGCGACGACGAGGGCAUCAAGCCGGAGGUAGCCGACUCUGACUGA
Aegilops tauschii subsp. strangulata is the source of this 444-nucleotide messenger RNA. Lineage: Eukaryota; Viridiplantae; Streptophyta; Magnoliopsida; Poales; Poaceae. The record is from RefSeq and is a predicted model, not a curated record.